UGACCUAUGGCUGCCGAGGAGCCUAUCAGCUUCCACCGUCCGUCCCGAAGGUGGAGACUAAACCAGAGGUCACAGAGAAGUCGAGUCCCGUCCAUUACCCAUCAUGCACCACGGCAAGCUCCGAGCGACCGGCCUUUAGACCCAGCCCCGACACACACGCAUCCCUCUCCUCCCCCUCUCUCCCUGCCCUCCCUCCCCUCUAAACAUCGUCCCUGAUGACCCCAUGGCUGGUAUGAUGACGCUGUUGGCUGCCAGUCAGAUGCCCCAGGCUGCCCCCCCUGCCCUACCCACCCUGCCCCAGACAGAGGCCUCCUCGCUGGGGAGAGACGUGGCCAGUCCUGGGUGUCUGGAGGUCUGGGCUCUGGAGGGGAUGACUCUACUCAGCGACAUGGCCUCACUAGAGAUGGAUAGGAUACAGCUGGAGCAGGGUGAGGUGUUGUGUGGUCUUGACAGCCUGUUAGAGGCAGGUAGAAAGGUGUUGCUGGAGGCCAUUGAGAGCCAGUCUCACAUCGACCUCCCCAGACAACUACACCCCAGCAAGACCUACAGCUGGAGGAUGAGGACAGACCCACAGGAGCAGCUCUUCAGUAAGCUGUGUGUGGAGGUGUGUGAUGGAGGGGAGUCUCAGCAUCGGAUGAGAUUAGCGGAGCUACAGAGGCAGUACAAGGACAAACAGAGACAACUGGACCGGCUGCAGAGACGCUCUGACACCCAAGAGGUUCAGCAGCAGGAGAAGGAGAGGCGGAGUCUAACCAGACGUGGGCGGGGCCGACCUAGGAAGAGGAAACGUGUAGCGACGCCCCCUGGCAAGAUGGAGUCCCGGACAGGGAAACCUGGCAGGACAGUGCGGUACUCUGAGGUGGGGGAUGGAGGGAGGAAGAGGUUCCACUGUUCCAGAGGGGAGGAGGAUGAGAUGGAGGGAGGAAGAGGAGAGAAGAGGAGUUGGCAGGAUCAGGAGCCGUCCACUAGUCACUCUCUGGAGGUCUUUAAGGCUCGUCGUGUCGGUCUAUGUGACCAUGAGCAGCUAGCCUGUGACCUGGACAGAGCUCUCUCCCUGUCCGUACUCAGUAGCAGCCGCCGGACGCCCUCUGACCCCGGCGGGAGGGAUGGAGGGUGAUCCCCGUCUGGAGGGAAACAGAAGGUUAGAGGUCAGAGGAAGACGGUUUCUCCUCCUCUUCCUCACUCCUCUCAACGCUCCAGCUACGACUACAACUCUGACUCUGAAGAGGAUGUCCCCCGGGGGGGCUGUCACCCCUUCUCAGGGUUGCGACCCCACACAACCCCGCCCAGGAAGAGACCGUCCCCCUCCUCGUCCAAUCAGGCGGCUCGGGAGAGGAAACAGAAGCACUUA
Molecule: messenger RNA, 1351 nt
Organism: Oncorhynchus tshawytscha (Chinook salmon)
Lineage: Eukaryota; Metazoa; Chordata; Actinopteri; Salmoniformes; Salmonidae
Product: trinucleotide repeat-containing gene 18 protein
Exons: 7
Coding region: 224-1117 (297 amino acids)
Source: RefSeq, a predicted model, not a curated record